Mesocricetus auratus (golden hamster) is the source of this 4411-nucleotide messenger RNA. It is a transcript of the gene Itk, whose product is annotated as IL2 inducible T cell kinase. The record is from RefSeq and is a predicted model, not a curated record. Gene Ontology annotation, molecular function: ATP binding; non-membrane spanning protein tyrosine kinase activity; protein binding. NCBI's taxonomy places the organism in Eukaryota, Metazoa, Chordata, Mammalia, Rodentia, Cricetidae. The transcript has 17 exons. The coding region runs from base 126 to 1985 and encodes 619 amino acids. Gene Ontology annotation, biological process: peptidyl-tyrosine autophosphorylation; T cell receptor signaling pathway; NK T cell differentiation.
GAGGCAAGUUGCUUUUGAACGAGUCUCUCAAGAUCAACUGUAUCCUGUUGCAUUCCCAGCUGUUUCUCUACAUCGGUUGCACUGAGGUGUGAUGCCCAAUACGCAUCACUUUUCAGAGCUGGACCAUGAACAACUUCAUCCUCCUAGAAGAACAGCUGAUCAAGAAGUCCCAGCAGAAGAGAAGGACUUCUCCCUCGAAUUUUAAAGUCCGUUUCUUUGUUUUAACGAAAGCCAGCCUGGCAUACUUCGAGGAUCGCCAUGGGAAGAAGCGCACGUUGAAAGGCUCCAUCGAACUUUCCAGAAUCAAGUGUGUGGAGAUUGUCAAGAGUGACAUUAGCAUCCCAUGCCACUAUAAGUACCCUUUUCAGGUCAUGCAUGACAACUACAUCCUGUAUGUGUUUGCUCCAGACUGUGAGAGCCGGCAGCGCUGGGUGCUCACCCUUAAAGAAGAAACAAGGAAUAACAACAGCCUGGUAUCCAAGUAUCACCCUAAUUUCUGGAUGGAUGGGCGGUGGAGGUGCUGUUCCCAGCUGGAGAAGCUUGCCGUAGGCUGUGCCCCCUAUGACCCCACCAAGAACGCUUCAAAGAAGCCUCUUCCUCCUACUCCUGAAGACAACAGGAGAUCACUUCAGGAACCUGAAGAAACAUUGGUCAUUGCCUUGUACGACUACCAAACCAAUGACCCCCAGGAGCUUGCUCUGCAGUGUGAUGAAGAGUACUACCUGCUGGAUAGCUCCGAGAUCCACUGGUGGAGGGUUCAGGACAAGAACGGGCAUGAAGGAUAUGCACCAAGUAGCUACCUGGUGGAAAAAUCUCCAAAUAACCUUGAAACCUAUGAGUGGUACAAUAAAAACAUCAGCCGAGACAAAGCUGAAAAACUUCUCUUGGACACGGGUAAAGAAGGAGCAUUCCUGGUCCGAGAUUCCCGGAUACCCGGCACAUACACAGUCUCUCUGUUCACCAAGGCCAUCAUAAGUGAGAACCCCUCUAUAAAACAUUAUCAUAUCAAAGAAACAAAUGACAACCCCAAGCGAUACUAUGUGGCUGAGAAGUAUGUGUUUGACUCCAUCCCUCUCCUCAUCAAGUAUCAUCAGUACAAUGGAGGAGGUUUGGUCACUCGACUCCGGUAUCCAGUAUGCUCCUGGAGGCAGAAAGCCCCGGUAACAGCAGGGCUAAGAUAUGGGAAGUGGGUGAUCCACCCCUCGGAGCUAACUUUUGUGCAGGAGAUUGGCAGUGGGCAAUUUGGGCUGGUGCACCUUGGCUACUGGCUCAACAAGGACAAGGUGGCCAUCAAGACCAUUCAAGAAGGGGCGAUGUCAGAAGAGGACUUUAUUGAAGAGGCCGAGGUCAUGAUGAAACUCUCUCAUCCCAAACUGGUACAGCUCUAUGGGGUGUGCCUGGAGCAAGCCCCCAUCUGCCUGGUGUUUGAGUUCAUGGAACAUGGCUGCCUGUCAGAUUACCUGCGAAGUCAGCGGGGACUCUUUGCUGCAGAGACUCUGCUGGGCAUGUGCCUGGAUGUGUGUGAGGGCAUGGCCUACCUGGAAAAGGCCUGUGUCAUCCACAGAGACCUGGCUGCCAGAAACUGUUUGGUGGGAGAAAACCAAGUCAUCAAGGUGUCUGACUUCGGGAUGACAAGGUUUGUCCUUGAUGAUCAGUAUACCAGCUCCACCGGCACCAAAUUUCCAGUGAAGUGGGCAUCCCCAGAAGUGUUCUCUUUCAGCCGCUAUAGCAGCAAGUCGGAUGUGUGGUCAUUUGGUGUGCUAAUGUGGGAAGUCUUCAGUGAAGGUAAAAUCCCAUAUGAAAACCGAAGCAACUCAGAGGUCGUGGAAGACAUCAGCACUGGCUUUCGGUUAUACAAGCCCCGCCUGGCCUCCUCUCACGUCUACCAGAUCAUGACUCAUUGCUGGAAGGAGAAACCAGAAGACCGGCCACCGUUCUCCCAGCUGUUAAGUCAGCUGGCUGAAAUCGCAGAAUCUGGACUUUAGCAGGGACUCACUGACCAGCCACAGCCGUGGAUCCUGAGUGAAGGAACCAUGUCCUUUUACCAGAGCAUUAAAAGCUGCCACCAGCCCAGGACCCCGGACAGGUGCCUGGACCAUGGUGCCAGCCCCUGUAUAGCUAUGACUGCAGCAUCCUAGAAAAGGCUGGAGGGCCAGCCACUGGGCCAUAGACUCAGCUACAACAGUAGCAGUGUCUCUGUGUCGACCCCACCCCAGCCUCGUGUCGUAUGCUAUCUAAAAACUCCAUCACCUGCUCUCAUUUCUUCCCCUUCUUAGCAAUAGGGAGAAGCAGUAAUAGGCCACAUGCUUCUUUUUACUUUAAGCAUAGGUCAAAUAUUCAAGGGGCCUUUUAUUUGGUUCAAUGAGACAAUAUCCCUGUUUACGUGUGGAAGAAUGGAAGAGGUGAUUAACCAGGGGGUUCUGCUACUGGGAAACUGCCAGCCACAACUUCCUGCCUCACAUGAGGUGGAGUGGCUGCUUGUGCCAGAGGCCGGAUGUCAUGAGGUUUCAGAAGCACACUGCCAUCCCUCUUUGAUGAAGCAUGGAGCGCUUCAUUGGGUGGAUAGAGUGGAAGGAGCCAUUCAAACCCCAUGGCUGGACCACGGUGUGUCUGAGAUUGGUCAGAGGGCCUCUGAUGAUGGGGAAUCAACAGGUACAAAGCAAGGCAUUGGGUUGUUACCGAUCCAAUGACCCUGUUUCCGUAGUGAGCCACGUGGGUGACUGGUCUCCUGUUCUAUGCAGAAUGAUGAGGCAAUGACUACAGAAUGUUCGUCAUUUCCAGCCUCUCAGGAGUGGCAUCCACUCUGCACUACCCAUCUCAACCAAGAGAGGGCAGCACAGUGCUGGUCUGUGUGCCCUUGAGACUCUGGGGUUCUCUUAGGCCUCAGGAGUUCAGCAGUUUUAAGGUUGAGACUUCAAGGAUCUCAAGAUCCUAGCAAAAGGAGGAGGAUUGUUGUCCUCGUUCAGACUAUCUGGAAGGAAAUAGAAUCGAGCACUGGAAGGUGCUUUCAAAAUGCACAAGAUGUCUACUGUUGAUUGGCACUUACACAGGUCACAUGCAUAUAUCCUGAGCUACAAGCCAUUCCUGGAGAAUCACAGUUCAUAUCAACCGGACGACACCAUGGAACUCAGUGUUUUCAAAGGCCAGACAGCUGCCCGGAGUGACAGAACUGGGAAGGACAGAGAUUGAAAUACCCCCCCCCCAAAUAUAACUCCAGAGCAACCUCAUUUCUUCUCAACACUGCCUCCUACUGAGACUGGCUUGCUGAGCCGAUUAAUACAAGAGAGGAAGUCAGCUCCUAAGCAGUGCAGCACUACCCAAUGAUGUUGCUCCUGCAUAGACCACUGGGGGGCGCAGUGGGACCCUCCAAACUGAAAGAGGCUCUUGUCUUCAUCUUCACCCUCACCUGGAUCUGAGUUCACAACUUCAAAGCCAUCCGGAAUUAACCCUUUCAUUCUCCCAACCUACCAGAGUCACCUUGCCUGAGGCCAUUCAUACAAGAGCUUCAAAGGGGAUUUCAACCAGUCUCCUGCCAAGCGUUUCCUGUAAUUAUCCCGUCAGCCUCCAGUUGGAUUCCUUGAGAGAAGGACUAUUCCCUGAUGCCAGGCAUACUUGAUUCUCCUAAGGUAUAAAGCUUCCAGAGAAAUGAUCAGAGUUGUGGAUCCCUCUUUCCAGGUCACAUGGGAUUCUGGCAGGCUUGAGACUCAAAUGCAUCACUUCCAGAUAUAAUUACGGUAUCCAGAUAAAACUCUGUCAUUCAGAAAACGGUCUUCCUCAACUGGCCCACAAUCAUCCCUGUUUACUUCUCAGCCUACUGUAUAUUCUCUAUUUGGAACCCUUAAUUUAGAGGCAGUUUCUGGGACAUUCAAUCUAGAAGGAAAACACUGGCACUGAGAGGUGACUGGGGUAUGGUUUGGAAGACUGCCCUCCAUAUGGUGGUAUUGUCUUCCUUAACUUCAGAUCCAAGGAGGCUCUGACAGACCUGUGUGCACCUCUCCAGGGUCCUGCAUGGGAAUGGGAUUCUCGUCAGCUGGUUUCUUUCUUAAUUCUUGCAAAUGGUGCUCUGUAUUCAUCUGUAUCCCCCGAUGCAUAGUUUGGGUUCCACUUGUACUUUGUAGGUCUUGCAAUUUGUAAUGUUUGGGACUAUGUAUUUAUGCCUGGAUUGAGAGUAUUUAUUGCUCAUGUACAAGAUAAAAAUACUGUCAAGCUGUGGGGGCGCACGCCUUUAAUCCCAGCACUUGGGAGGCAGAGGCAGGCAGAUCUCUGUGAGUUCAAAGCCAGCCUGGUCUACAAAGCUACACAGAGAAACCCUGUCUCAAAAAAAAAAAUACUGCAUAUAUGCCUUAUCCUCUAUAGAGGCCACAAGUCAACAGCUGCAUAUGGCAAAAAAUAAAGCUAUAUAUUUUACAAA